Molecule: messenger RNA, 2318 nt
Organism: Papilio polytes (common Mormon)
Lineage: Eukaryota; Metazoa; Arthropoda; Insecta; Lepidoptera; Papilionidae
Product: ecto-NOX disulfide-thiol exchanger 2-like
Exons: 10
Coding region: 83-2245 (720 amino acids)
Biological process (GO): ultradian rhythm
Cellular component (GO): external side of plasma membrane; plasma membrane
Molecular function (GO): RNA binding; protein-disulfide reductase activity
Source: RefSeq, a predicted model, not a curated record
ACCUGUCAUCUGAUGUACACGGAAUAUCGGGUCGUACAUUAUCGGGCCGUACCAAUAAUGUACGGCCCAAUAAUUCGUGUACAUGUAUUGUACGCCCCGAUAUUCCGUGUCCAAUGGCUCCCAAUUAUCGGGCCGUACAAUACGUGACCGUACAUUAUUUGUACGGGCCAAUAAUUCACGACCCGAUAAUGUACGACCCAAUAAUGCACGGCCCAAUAAUCCGUGUACAAACAAAGGGAUUUAUUUGUACAUGGAAUAUCGGGUCGUACAUUAUCGGGCCGUACAUUAUAGGGACCCGACUGACAGGCGUCUUUCUGUCAUUGUCAAAAAGAACAGUAGAAUGAACAAUUGGGAUGAGCAAUAUGCGAUGCAUAACGUAAUGCAAAUGAAUUCGAUGUUACCACCUGUAAUGAUUCCUCAUAAUUUUAUGGUACAAGAUAAUACAAUGAAUUCUACUAUGAAGGCACCUUUAAUCGGCCCAGUACUUCCUGUUAACCAAGUGGAGAAGUCUGAUAUACCAGUUACGCAAGCAGAAGUCCAAUGCGUGGAAGCGGAAAGUAGCACACAAAGUUCAAAGCGCCAGUCGCGAGAACAUGAUCAAGAAAGUAAAGAAAAAAGAGAUAGACGAGAUCGCAACAGAGACCGAAGACAUCGAUCUAGAUCCCGCGAUCGUAAUGAACGACGUGAUAGAGAUGAUAGGAGAAGACAUUCAAAAUGGGACAAUGAUAGAGACAGAUCUAAUUCAAGACCGGCUAUGUCUGGAAUGACAAUGGGAAAUAUGAUGAUUCCAGGUACAAUGAUGGCAUACAAUAAUAUGUUGACCCAACAACAAAUGCACAUGAUGCCCGGUUUAAAUAUAAUUAGAAUGGUGGAUGAAUCAUGUAUAAACCAAGCAAUACCAAUACAUAACCAAAUAAUCUUUCCAUCGGGAGUACUAUUACCACCGAUUCCUGGUACAUCAUUGCCACAAAGACGAGAACGUCCUAAAGGAUGUCGUACUAUAGUUGUAGGCGGUCUACCUAAUGUUAAAAGUGAUAUAGUAAUGGAAAUAUUCAAGCAAUUCGGUGAUAUUCACGUCAAAUCGCCGCGGCAAGGCAUCGUUCAUGUGCGUUUCUCUUCAUCAGAAGUAAUGGAACAAGCAUUAUUCUUAACGGGAUAUAGAUUCAAAUUUCAUGAACAAGCGGACAAUGAGGCUACUACACUUUUUAUUGAUUAUGCAAUAAAUAGAGAAGAUGAAGCUGAAUAUGAGAAAGAAGAUCGUGAGCAAACAACAGUUCGAGUGGAACAGUUUACAACGACUGCACUCACAGCCAUCGCGGAAAAGAUUAAAAGUGAGGAAGACUUUGCCACUGCUGCUCCGACCCUAGCUGUGUGGUUGGAACGUGGAGAAUGCAACAAGAGGAAUGCAAACAACUUUUAUUCUUUGAUACAAGCGAGUAAUAACCAACUUAGGAGGUUGUUUAAUGAAAAAAUGCAACUGGAUGAGGAAUUGCAGAAUUUAAAGACUUCUUUGAAGGAUAGAUUUGCACGAGUUCUUUUGCAAUUCGAGCAGGUUGCUAAAAUUCUGACAGCGGCCAAACACCAGAGAGUAUCAGACCAUUUUACAAAACAACAGCGGCGCAAUGUAGAAAUGUGGCUCAAAAUGACUGAGGAAGUAGAAAAUAUCAAAGAGGAGUUUAAAACUGUGUUCGAGGAUGACGAUGGAGACAGAGCGGGCUCAAACAAAUCUAUGGUUUCUCAGGAAAAAUACGAUAAAUUAAAGACAGAGAAUGAAAAUCUGACAUAUGAAUUAGAAGGCUACAAAAACGAAGCAUUCUUGGCCAAAGAUGAAGCAGAGAGGAAAUUUGAAAAAUUCAAAGCGCAUUUCAUCGCUCAACAAGCGAUGCAAAAUCAAAAGGUGUUCCCACCACUACCAAAUUUUAGACCAGAUAUUCCAGAAGUAUUAAAAGCACCUCCUCCUACAAUAGAGGACAAAGUCAUCACCUCUUCACCUACACCUACAGAUGCGAAACUCAUCAGUAUUCUUACAGCGUUCCUUAUGGUACAUCCAUUAGGUGCCACCCUUGACUAUCUCGUGUCAUAUGUGAAGUCUAUGACACCCAAUGUCACCCAGGCGACUGUGCUCCAAAUUCUACAGAAGUAUACUGAUGUGUUCCAAUGCAAGACAUCCGGAGUUGGUGCAACCAUAGAGCACAGAUGGAGUUUUAUUACAUUCGAUGUUAUGAAAACUGUUAAAUCAUCCUAAAAAUGCGUUGUUAAUUAAUUAAUUUACAUAUUGUAAAUAUUGGCCAUGUGAAAUAAAAUUAAAGUAAUGUUAA